Messenger RNA from Protopterus annectens (West African lungfish), 2754 nucleotides. It is a transcript of the gene DCLK2, whose product is annotated as doublecortin like kinase 2. The transcript has 17 exons. Gene Ontology annotation, biological process: intracellular signal transduction; protein phosphorylation. The coding region runs from base 577 to 2754 and encodes 725 amino acids. The record is from RefSeq and is a predicted model, not a curated record. Gene Ontology annotation, molecular function: protein kinase activity; ATP binding. NCBI's taxonomy places the organism in Eukaryota, Metazoa, Chordata, Ceratodontiformes, Protopteridae.
UUAGCCUCUGCUUCCCUGAUUGCUGCAGCUUGUCCUGCGUUGAGGAAGGACGCCAGAUGAAGUGAUGAGAAGACAACAUUUGAACGGCUGAUUGUCAUAACCGUGGGACUUUGGUAUUCGUUUACCUUGCUUUCUGUAUGUCAGCUGCACACAGCUGAAGGCCUGGGUGCUGUUUCAUCAGGUUCCCAGUUUCUGAUAGCGUGGUGUGUUUUAUUUUUCUCCUGAAGCGGUGGGAGUAACUCUGACAUGCCUUUCCUCCUACGGUGGACCAGCGAAAAAACAGCAUCGCUACCCUGACUGCAAGCUACAGCCUAAGCUCAACCUGUUUCAUAUUUCUGCAACAGUUACAGAACAGAAACCUGAUUUUUUUUCUUCUUUUCAUUUUAAACAUAAUAUCUCUGAACAAGCUACUUCAUUACAGAGUGCCUUUUCCCCCCUCAGUCUGCCUGGGCUAAUGAGAGACGACAAAGAAUGAGACACUAAAGGGGAGGCAGGAGCGGCGGCGUGUUAGCAACAGCCUGCUGCUGUUUGUACCAAUCUGCUGUGUCACAUCAGCUGCUCCCAAGCAGCUACAGAAUGUCCCAAAACCGAAGCAUCGAGCUGGAACACUUUGACGAAAGGGGUAAAAAGCAGCGAUCGGUGCGGAGAGGGAUAUCACCAGGAGGUGGUGGAGGCGUUAUCGGGGGUAAUGGUGGAGCAGGUUCCGGCCACGGCUCUGUGUCAGGAUCUGGCAGUUCUCGAGGAAAUGGACUGGUACCCAGCCCGGCCCAUAGUGCUCACUGCAGCUUUUACCGCACCCGCACCUUGCAGGCCCUCAGCUCUGAGAAAAAAGCGAAGAAGGUGCGCUUUUAUCGCAAUGGGGACCGUUAUUUCAAGGGACUGGUGUAUGCUAUCUCCCCCGACCGCUUCAGGUCGUUUGAUGCUUUGCUGAUGGAGCUGACCCGGUCAUUGUCGGACAAUGUGAACCUUCCUCAAGGAGUGCGUACAGUGUACACUGCAGAUGGUGAACGCAAGAUCGAGAGCCUGGACGAUAUGUCGGAAGGUGAAAGCUACGUGUGUGCAUCAAAUGAACCAUUCCGUAAGUUGGACUACACUAAGAAUGUGAAUCCAAACUGGUCAGUUACGGUGAAGACAGGUUCUUCCCGCUCCCUCUCAUCCCUUUCAUCAGGAAAAAAUGAAGUCAAAGAGAAUAAAGAUUUUAUUAAACCCAAGCUGGUGACUGUUAUUCGCAGUGGAGUAAAACCGCGUCGAGCUGUCAGGAUUCUGUUAAAUAAGAAAACAGCUCACUCAUUUGAACAGGUGUUAAAUGACAUAACAGAAGCAAUCAAGCUGGAUUCAGGAGUGGUGAAGAGACUCUGUACCCUUGAAGGAAAGCAGGUGACAUGUUUGCAAGAUUUCUUUGGGGAUGAUGAUGUUUUCAUUGCCUGUGGACCAGAGAAAUAUCGGUAUGCUCAGGAUGACUUUGUGCUGGAUCACACUGAGUGUAGAGUUCUGAAAAGUCCUUACUCCAGAACAGGCAGCACUGGACCUGGGGCAAGGAAUCCUGGAUCCAGAAGCCCUGGACUGUCUCGCCGUAGCAAAUCUCCUGUUUCAGUACGGCGGAGUGGCCAUUACUAUUAUUCACCAGCCAAAUCUCCAGUAAAUGGGACUCCUAGCAGCCAGUUGUCAACACCAAAAUCUACCAAGUCCUCAAGCUCUUCACCAACAAGUCCAGGAAGUCUCCGAAGUCUCAAGAUUCCUCGACACCAUGGAUCAUCAAUUAAUGUGAAUGGCUUGACAGAACAGUUCAACUGCCUGAGCCCAGAAGGUAUAAACGGAAAUAAGUCAUUUGCUGCUGCUACCAUCCUUGAGAAGUACAAAAUUGGAAAAGUGAUUGGGGAUGGCAACUUUGCUGUAGUCAAAGAGUGCUCAGAGAGGUCUACAGGCAAGGAAUUUGCACUGAAAAUAAUAGACAAGGGAAAAUGCAGUGGAAAGGAACAUCUUAUAGAGAAUGAAGUUGCAAUCCUACGCAGAGUUAAACAUCCCAACAUUAUCAUGUUAAUAGAAGAAGUUGACACACCUACUGAGCUCUAUUUGGUAAUGGAGUUAGUUAAGGGAGGAGACCUUUUUGACGCUAUUACCUCAUCCACAAAGUACACUGAACGGGAUGCUAGUGCAAUGGUAUAUAACCUGGCCAGUGCACUUAAAUAUCUUCACAGUCUCAACAUUGUCCACAGGGACAUCAAACCAGAGAAUUUACUGGUUUGUGAGUACUCUGAUGGAACAAAGUCCUUAAAACUGGGUGAUUUUGGGUUGGCCACUGUCGUAGAAGGACCACUGUACACUGUGUGCGGCACUCCAACAUAUGUUGCUCCAGAGAUAAUCGCAGAGACAGGGUAUGGAUUAAAAGUGGACAUUUGGGCAGCAGGUGUCAUUACUUAUAUUUUGUUAUGCGGUUUUCCUCCCUUCCGAAGUGAGAACAAUUUUCAGGAAGACUUGUUUGAUCAGAUUCUUGUUGGACGUCUGGAAUUUCCGGCCCCAUACUGGGACAACAUUACAGAUUCAGCAAAAGAACUAAUUGGUCAUAUGCUACAUGUGAAUGUUGAAGCUCGCUACACGGCGGAGCAAGUUCUGACUCAUCCCUGGGUGGCUGAUGAUGCUGCCCAAGAAAACAACAUGCACGAAGAAGUAACAGGUAAAAUCAAGACGCACUUUAACUCUGCACCAAAACAGAACAAUGCCAACGCUGGAAUUUCUGUCAUUAUGGUGAGUUAA